AUGGCCUCCACACGAACUUUGAUGCGUCUGGGCUCUGGCCGCUCCGUGACAUCUGCCACGAGGUCCAUGGCCGCCCGCACCUUUUCGUCGGCCUCCCUUCAAUGUGCCCCCAAAGCUGCGACACACCCAGGCCCGGAACCUGAGAACAUGCGCCAGGCGCAGCGCCCGCCCUCGGGACCCCUCCGCGCUCCCGUCAUCAACCCUACCGACAAGUACCAGCCCAUGGCUGACAGCCUCCACACCUACGGACAGUACAUUAUGUCCUGCCUGCCCAAAUAUAUCCAGCAGUUCACCGUCUGGAAGGACGAGCUCACCGUCUACACCGCUCCCGCCGGUAUCAUUCCCGUGAUGAGCUUCCUGAAGAACCACACGGCGGCCGAGUUCACCGCGGUCUCUGAUAUCACGGCUGUUGAUUUCCCUACCCGCGAUCAGCGCUUUGAGGUCGUCUACAACUUGCUCAGCGUUCGCUACAACUCCCGUAUCCGUGUUAAGACCUACGCGGACGAGGCCACCCCCGUUCCCAGUGUGACUGGUCUCUUCGAGGGAGCUCUCUGGUACGAGCGUGAGGUGUACGACAUGUUCGGUGUCUUCUUCUCUGGUCACCCUGAUCUGCGCCGUAUCAUGACUGACUACGGUUUCGAUGGCCACCCACUGCGCAAGGACUUCCCUCUCACCGGUUACACUGAGCUGCGCUACGACGAGGAGAAGAAGCGCAUCGUUAUUGAGCCUCUUGAGCUCACCCAGGCCUUCCGUAACUUCGAGAGCGGCUCCACUGCCUGGGAGCCUGUCGGUGCAGGUGAGAACCGCACUCCCGAGUCCUUCAAGCUUCCGACUCCCAAGCCAGAAGAGAAGAAGGAGGAGGAAAAGAAAUAG
Molecule: messenger RNA, 873 nt
Organism: Penicillium bovifimosum
Lineage: Eukaryota; Fungi; Ascomycota; Eurotiomycetes; Eurotiales; Aspergillaceae
Product: complex I 30 kDa subunit family protein
Exons: 3
Coding region: 1-873 (290 amino acids)
Molecular function (GO): NADH dehydrogenase (ubiquinone) activity
Source: RefSeq, a predicted model, not a curated record